This is a messenger RNA of Colletotrichum higginsianum IMI 349063, 435 nucleotides long. RefSeq lists its product as uncharacterized. Bases 1 to 435 code for a protein of 144 amino acids. The transcript has a single exon. NCBI's taxonomy places the organism in Eukaryota, Fungi, Ascomycota, Sordariomycetes, Glomerellales, Glomerellaceae. The record is from RefSeq and is a predicted model, not a curated record.
AUGUUUUGUGCCGCCGUCGGGGUCCUUUACGCCAAUGAGGGCAUGAAGCCGACGAAGCCCAAGAUGUGGCAGAAAGUCCAGCGCGUCCUUGCCGACCGGGACGUGACCUGGCGAUCGCAGGUCUCCUGCAAAAACAUCUACGACCUGGUCAACACUUACUCGGAGUCGCGGACGCGGUAUCUGAUCAACGCUGGGACCGUGACGAUGUCGCCCUCGGUCGAGCGGCAGUACGGACGACUGCUGAGGACAGUCGACCGCUGGAUUGCCUUGUCCAAGGACAGGUCUUCCGUGACGGACAUCCUGCGGUUCAAGAGCAAGAUGAAAUGGCUUGCGAACCACAGCAUCAGCAAGACACAUCUGAGACGCGAGCACACGAAGCAUCAUGGCCAGAUGCCUACGCCGGCGAGUUCGGACGUGAUAGAGACUGAAGAAUAG